Messenger RNA from Centruroides sculpturatus (bark scorpion), 537 nucleotides. RefSeq lists its product as uncharacterized. NCBI's taxonomy places the organism in Eukaryota, Metazoa, Arthropoda, Arachnida, Scorpiones, Buthidae. The transcript is spliced from 6 exons. The record is from RefSeq and is a predicted model, not a curated record. The coding region runs from base 59 to 484 and encodes 141 amino acids.
CUGUAUUUUGAAACAUUUAUAUUGUGUCAUAUCUUGGCCUAUUGAUUGUUUCUUGACCAUGUUGUGUGUGUUUCGUGAUAGUUUUCAUAUGUCUGUAAGCAGAGCUCAAUGCAAAUAUGUCUGCAUUUCUACUGGAAAUUUAACCACGCAAGAAAUAUGUAUGCAUCCUUCUAAACUGUUAAGAUAUUGGAGAUGUAUGUUGAGAAGUUUGCCAGAAUAUUCUAAAGUGUAUCAUUUGUUUGUAGCUGAUUGUAUUAUGCUUAUUAAAACAAUAUCAAACAUAAAUGAUGCUCUUGUAUAUUUUACUUGCAUGGAUGAAUCGGAACUGACAGAGAUUAAAAAUUGUGUAAACAGGAGGCAUUCGGCUAAGAUUUUCAUUACUUCCACUUCAAGUGAUGAAAAGAAAACUAGAAAGGUGGCCCAUAAAUGUUUCCUGAGAUGUUUUUCUGAUGAAAUUGAAUUAAAAUUUAAUAAAAAUUUAUAAAAUAAAUUUUAUAUACGUGAAAAAAGAAAAUUAAAGAAGAGUUAUUACUAUUA